Molecule: messenger RNA, 10275 nt
Organism: Homalodisca vitripennis (glassy-winged sharpshooter)
Lineage: Eukaryota; Metazoa; Arthropoda; Insecta; Hemiptera; Cicadellidae
Product: Golgi-associated PDZ and coiled-coil motif-containing protein-like
Exons: 9
Coding region: 68-1702 (544 amino acids)
Biological process (GO): negative regulation of protein localization to cell surface
Cellular component (GO): trans-Golgi network transport vesicle; Golgi apparatus; membrane
Molecular function (GO): transmembrane transporter binding
Source: RefSeq, a predicted model, not a curated record
ACUUCAGGUUGACAUUGACUUGAUGGAGUAGGGGUAGAUACAGUCUGUCAGUGCGACUGUCUGCAACAUGGCUGUGACAGCAGAAAGUUUUCGGUGGUUAGAUAUUUUGGAAAAAGAAUUUGAUAAAGCUUUCGUUGACUUAGAUUUAUUGAUUGGGGAUCUGGAUAGUGAUGAACCUGAAAUGGUGUACAAUGCUAGGCAAAAGAUGGCCACAUUAAGUUCCUGCUUUGCACAACUUACCCAUAAAGCUCAGACAAUCUUUCAAAAUAAUGCAAAAAACGAGGCAGAACUUGUGAACAUGAGAGCGGAACUGGUGGAUACCAAGACUCGCAAUCAGUGUCUGGAGGAGGAGUUGCACACAGUUUUGGUUCAGUUGCAUACUGCACAGCUUAAGCAAUUGCAGGGAGAUGACGGACUCACCAUCAAGAACAAACUGCAACAAGGCCUCAUCCAACGUUCACCAACUCACAAGGCUACGCUCUCAGGAAUUAAGCUAGAUGCAUUGGUGAUGUCACUUGAGAAUUGGAAGUGCCGAUUGGAGCUGGAAAAUGAAAGUCUGCGCCAUUCUCUGGUCAGUCUGCAAGCCGAGGUGUGUGGGGCUCGACUGGCAGCUCGUUACCUGGACAAAGAGCUGGCUGGCAGGAUACAGCAGCUGCAGUUGUUGGGGCGGUCAGACAUGACAGGGGAUGCGAGGGACAGACUGUGGAGUCAGUUGGAAGCAGAGAUACUGGUGCAGCGGCACAAGACAGUGAUGAGGGCAGUCCGACAGCGGGACCACCGCAGCCCCCCGCCUCCCACCAGCACUGGCAGUGUGCGAACUGUACAGUUGCUGCGGCGGCCUGACCAUGGUCUUGGAAUCUCUAUCACGGGUGGCAGAGAACAUGGUGUACCGAUCCUGAUCUCAGAGCUAGAUCCUGGAGGUGACACCACAGAUCUGUAUGUCGGGGAUUCUGUGCUUAGUGUCAAUGGCAUAGAUCUGACACAGGCUAGUCACCAGGAGGCUGUGAACCUACUGAGCAAUCAGUCCGGGAACGUGACACUAAGGGUGCAGUAUCUGUCUAACGGAGGUGAGGAUAGUGAGGAGGAUAACGAUCUCUCUAAUCUCAGGUAUAGAUUUUUUGAAGAUCCUCCAGAGGGAACAUUCUAUAGACUGAAUGGUUUUGCCGAGAACAAUAAGAGAGGAGGAGGGAUGUUGGUAACCCCCACUGCUCCUCGAACACCUGACUCUUCUGUCCGGGGAGAGUCUGAGUGCAGUUAUCCGAGCAGCCCAACAGGAGGUCAUCCUACCACUACGGAUAGCAAGCAGUUUUCCUCCCCCCUCACUCCCCCUACUACCACCGAGUCUACCAAUGCCACUCCCAGUCAAACAGAGAGUCCCCGGAAUUUUGGUGUCACCACACUGCAAAAGAUCUUCCGUUCGCUCACUCCAAGCGGUGUCUGGCUGGAAGGUAUAGAGGACAAAAUCAUCAAUGUUAAUGAGAAAACAGACAAUGGCAGUGUGGAUGUUGACUCUAAAGUUAUUAGUGAUUUAAAAGUCCACCCAGUAGAAGCGAUACCUCCGGAGUCUCCCAAAUUGACGGAUUCUCCAAGAAUUCACAUGAGCACCAAGGGUCGGGAGACCAGUCAGUUGUUCCAUCCUGAGACGGAGGCCAUGACGCUUAUUGAUGGCUUGGGCGAUGCUAGCUUUGGCACACCAGUUUAGAUAUAAUAUCAUAUAUAAAUAAUUUACACUGAAUCUGAUACAAUAAGUAGAACUAUAGUUCUCUCUCUGCCUAUUUAUCACAUAAUAAAUGUAAGGCACUUACGUUAUAACAAUGCUAACUGUUCAAGUAAACUAUAAUUUGUUACCAAUUAAUCUAAACGCACGAAAAUGUGAUAUCAUAUUGUGAUAAUUUACUUUAUCUAACCAACUAUAGCUAGUUUAUAGUCAGUUUGAUAUAGUUAAAAAAAGGUAAAGUAGUAAAAGCUGACCAUAAUUCUGAUUAUCUGUAAAUAAUCAAGGGUAUCCAUUAUACCAGGUUGUAUUGAAGUAUGACUUUCAAUAAUUAACUAUUAUUAAAAUUUGUUCAUUUUCACUUUUUUAUCAUCCAUUACAAUAAUUAGUUUAAGAUGUAUUUAGAACGAUUCACAGCUUGAAGGUGGUAAUUUUUAUAAUCAUAGCAGACAGAAAGAGAACUAUACUAUGUAUAUGUUAUGUACAUAAUGCAGUAGAAGGUAUUACAACUCUGCUAUGAUAUAAAUAAAACUGUACAAAUCAGAACUGUAAAAGUUAAACAUUCUUAAUGCUUUAAUAUUAUAAAACAACAUUUCUUUGUUGUAUUUUGCAUUAUAGACUACAAUAAAUAGAGGAAAUGGGCAAGAACCAUUAAAUUCAGACAAUUACAUAAGAUAUCUAACAAUUUUUAUUAAAGUAGAAACAGUUGCAUUUAAUUAAAAUAGACAAAGGAAAAUAGUAAGAUGCAUUUAUUUAUUUUUGUUCCUACUUGACAUUUGAAUUCUUUUUACAGUUGAUUCUGCUACAACUAAAACCUUUUUUGUGGAUUUUAUUAAAAAAGUGAUGUUAGUAUGCAUAUCUAAAUUUUGUACAAAGUACUGUUAUUAAGGUUUGAACCACCAUUCAUUCAUUCAUUUAAGUUUUGUUACUUUGGUGAAAAAUCAUUUAGGCCCAUCCCUUAACAGUAAACUGGUCUUUCUGGCUGAGUCAAGGGCAUGUGUGAUUCUUACUCCAUGAAAACAAUCCCUGUCAUGUCUCCCUCUCUUGGUUACCAUCUUUGACUCAUGAGUGAUGAAUGUGGUCUUAAAAUGAACAUUGGAUAUAAUAUUAAGAGUUACGGAUUAAAUUACUGUAAAUAAAUACCGCAGUGCAGUGUUUCUGAGCCUUUUAAUGUAUUUUAUUUAUUUGAAAGUAGUAGUUGGUAACAAUAUACUUUUUAACAACCAAAUCAGUAUACACACAGUGGAACAUAGAUAACUUGAACUACUACAGAUCAGUACAAAAAUUCAAAUUACAUUAAAAAAACCUAUUUUAACCCCAUAAUAUUUUGUUGACCAAAGCCUUAAUGUUAGAAAUAUAGUAUUUUUUAUGUUGUAUAUUCCACGUACUGUAUCAGGAAUAAAAUAUUGUAGCAGAUAACAUAAUGUAAAGUAUUAUGCAAUAAGAGAAUAAGUAAGCGCAGGUUGUAUGCAUAAGUCUUGAAAGUGAUAGUUAAACAAAGGUAUGGCGAGAAGGGGCUAUGUAUUGAAGUGAUGGGUGGAACAAUUGACCUUGACAAUGAUGAAGCUAAGUACAGAUUGAUUCAUUCAAAUUGCUACUUGUACAUUCCUGAAAAUCAAACAGGUGCGGCAAGUGGCAUUGAGGGGGAGGGACUAUCUUGCAAAUAUUAUAUGACACCCUAUUCAUUCAGCGUGGCAACACCUUGUGCAAGCACAUACAUAGAUGCAGAAUAAGAUUUUAUAUUUUUAUUAUGCCCUAUCUAUCUACUUUUAGAAAUUUUGGCUGAGGAAGAUUGUAUACAGAACAUAAACAUAUUUGAAUUACCCAAAAACAAAAUUCAAAUUAACUACUCUACAUUAACAUUAUACAUGGCCUAAUACAAAUGUCAAAGUUCUAAAGAAAAGUCAAUCUAUCCACGAAUUUUGAAUUAAAAUCGUUCAAUCAUACAGAUUCCACUGCAUACAUUAAAACAAUAAUUCUGCAUUAUAUAAAGCAAUAGCACCUAUUGUACAGUAGUACCAAUCUCACACAUAUUUAACACAUUAGCUAUCAAUCUAUAGUGUUCCUAGAUUAGAUGAGUAUAUUUUAGUUUUUGUUCGUUUACAAUGAAUACACAGAAUAGUAUACUUAAAUUACUAGUCUCGAAAGUGACCUAUCCGGGGAUGAGAAUGAAGAACCGCAAUAGACAAGUAUUGAACGAUACUUUCCAUCACAAUGGAAAAAAAGUUCAUGAGAUCUCUUAAAAGAUUAUCUCAUACUCCAUAAUAUAUAUUUAUUCUUCCAUAAGAACAUGUAACACUGUUUUAUAAUUCAUUUUGGUGUUGAAACCAGCUGUUUGUCAAAACAAAUAACAGAACCACACUCGUUUAUUCAGGAAAAGAUAUGUUUACAUAGGAAAAGAGAUAUUUUUCAUAGGGAAAAAACUGUUUAGAUAGGGAAAUUAAUGUUUGGGAAGAGAAAAUCAGCUAACUUAGCUACAAGGGAACCAGUGACUUUCACAGAUCUCAUUUGUAGUAGAAAGUUGCCCAUUACCAUACAGAUUGAUGAAAAUUUAUUAUAUUGUGGAAAAUCUUGGAACAAGGCAAAGAUAUGAUUCUGUUAUCGUAUAUAUCAUAUGCAAAAUAAUCAAAUUAAUUUUUAUUUAUACAAAUUCCCUCAUGGUCUCCAUUAAGAAAUUAACCCGCUCAAGACUUAAUCGGAAUGGUCGUGGCUCGAGUUCCUAAUGGACAUUAUAUAUACAAGUAUAUGUUAAGUCUAACAGUUUAUAAUUAUAUUUAAUGUUAUAAGCGGAGCCUCAGAUACGUGGCACACAGCUGACUAGCAUGCCCUCUUAAAAAGGCCAGUUUCUUGUUUGUGUUUCAGUUUACUGUCAAGAUUGUUGUGCUAAAGUAAAUUACAGAAAACAAACAACUACACCAAUUUACACCUAACUGUUGUGUUAAUUAAUUGUAAUUUAAAGUUGUAAAUUUAGUAGUAAACAUUUCACAUGUCUUAAUUGUAUCAUUUUUAGUCCGUUAUUUAAAAAAAUUUCAAUGUUCUAAUUAUAAAAUGCAAGUACUCAAAUUCGAAGUUUUUAAAAAGAAGUUGUUUCAGUUCCGUGACAUUUUUGCAAGAAUUAUUGUAAUGAUUGUUCUGAGCACUAGAAAGGAGAUCUAAGUGAAAACUAAUUUAAGAUUUUGUCUUAGAAUAUGGUAGCUCCAAAAGCAAACAUAGUUAACCUAGACCUAAGGAGAGUUAAAAAAUGUGUCUUGGUGUUCAGGAAAGAGGCUCAAAUGGUUAUAACAGAUUUUUUUGACUAUACAUUGUGUGAUCUUUUAAGUUCUUAAGACAUUUCAGAACUCGAACUUAAACAUGACACCCUUUAUUUCACAGAACAGGUAAAACACAUACAGAACAGAUAACAAAACAUAAGGUAUGUUAUGUUUAAGAUUUAGAAUGUAAUAUGAUUAAACAGUGUGUCAGAUAUUGUGCUUGGUGCUCAGCAUCUUCAGAACAGGAAAUCUUCUGAUCUUUUAAAUUUGAAAUCUGAUAUGUUGUAGUUAGUAAGGUCCAAAAACGAGAGGCAAGGUGUUAAUGACAAACCAAUGCUUCAAAAGGUAGGGGAUGUAAAAUUUUCAGGUCAUAAAGUCUAAACCCAAUGGUCUGACAAUCUUAUCUCAAAAUAACAAAUUGAAAAUCUGAGUACCCACGUAUGUGAGAGAAGAAAGUUGGUUUAAUAAGGGUUUGUUUAAUAACAAAAACAUAUAAAUUCAAAGCAAAUAAUUGCAAAAUAUGAACUGUGGUUUAGUGCUAGAUUCCAGCUUUGAUUUUUGGGAAUGUGAGAAGUUUAUGCACACAUUUCCAUACAAGGGUUUAGUUAGUACAUUUUAAGUGCUACUGACAUUAUUGUCUCGCAUAAAAAUAUAAAAUGUAAUGCAUUUUUAUGAAAUUCAAUAGAAACAAACAAAAUAAAUCAUUAUCUUAACUUAAAGACAUAUUGGAAAAGAUUAAUAACUGAAUAAGUAUUAAAUAAAACCUAAUUGUAAUAUGACAGUGUAAUUGACUAAGUGCAUGAGAAUUUCAUACUAAAAUCGUAAAAUCUUUUGCUUACACAUUUCUAGUUAUUUCAUGAUAUAUUUAUUUUAUGCACGCUAGUCUUGGAUAUUGUUUUUGCGUUUUAACAUAUAGUAUGAGAGGGUUCUUUAAUUAAAAAUAAGAUGUUGCUGGAUGAGGAUGUAAUGAAAUAUGUAUUUUGUUUUGUUUUAAUUUUGUGUUGUAUUAAAUGUUUAUUUUAGAAGUUUAAUUGUUAUUAGAGAUGUGCUAGUACUUAAUAUUUAGACUUCAGUACUCUAUAUACUUGACAUUAUUAGUUCAGUACUGUAUAUUACAUUCUCAAUCAUUACAUUGUAAUUAAAAAAUGUAUAAAAUUUGAUUGUGGGAGAAUAUCACUAGAGUACAUGGUAUUGGUCAAUAAUAUGUGGCAUGGUAUAUUUUGGUGUUAAUGAACAAUUCAAAUAAGAAAUUUGGUAUAUAAUGGAACAAAAUAUCACAGCAAUAAUGCUAAAACAAACAAUGCAUUCUACAAACAUGAUGAUUGUCAUUUUGACCAAAAACAUCUACAUUUUUACUAAAGCAAAAGAACAUAUUAUAUUCAAAUUGACAACCAUAAUUAAAAAAAAAAACACACACUAUUCAAUGUGUACUACAAUCACAGCACACAUGUAACUUUGCAACUUAACAACAAUCUGUUCAAGCAAUAACAGUUUGUACUACAAUUACAGCAUAUACGAGGGCUGUCUUUUUGAACCUCCAGAUAAGUAGCAGAUCCACGGUGUGUGCAGUAAUUGAUCGCACAGCUUCCCCAUUACAACUUUUGUCUCUGCUGAGUUCAAGUAGGCAGUUUGUGCUGAGCUGCAGCUGCCUCUAUUGAUUCUCCACCAAAUUUAAUUGAGGACUGUUAUUCGUUUUCUGCAAGCAGAAAAACAUGAGUGCAGAAUGUUAAAUUCAUGGAAUGUCAAAGCAGAAACCACACAGUGAAUUUUGGUGGGUAUUAGUAUCUUUGGCACUGAGCGAGCACAAAUCUUCAAGAGAAGAUCUUGACUCUCCUAGGAAUUCCAAAGACUUAUUGUGAAUCUACAGUUAUUUCUAAGCAGUUUAUCAACUCAUUCUACAAGGUCGUCUGUAGCGACAGACUUGCGUCCUUGACCUCCUUCAUCAUGCACGUCAGAUUGCCCAUCUUUAAACUUUCAACCCCAUUCACGUACAGCAACAUUACUCGUAGUGUUUUUCUGAAACAUGUGAGAUUCUCUGAUGGAUCCUCUCUGAGAUGCUGCACUAUUCCCUUCUGGUUACAGGAAAUGAAUAACACUCCCCAAUUGACAUUUGGCAGUAGAAUCAAUAGAGGCUGCUAUGUAUAUUUGAGUGCAGCUCAAUACAAAUUGGCUUCUUGAACUCAGUGAAAAAAGGUGUAGUGGGAAAUUUACGCGAUCGACUGCUGUGCACACCGCGGAUCUGUCACAUAUCUUGUCUUCACAGCAUAAGAUUGGAAGUUGAAAAAAAAAAAAACAAUAAAAGAACUCAUUGUGAACAACAGUUGCAGCAUAUUUAUGCUAGUUUCAAGCUGUAGCUCAGAUGUUACUUGAUAUGGACUAGCAUGCCAUGAAUAAGCAUGUUGAAAAGACACAACUUAAAAUGGUCAUUUCAAUUAAAGGCAUAAAUAGAAGCAUAUGGCCGCUAAAACAAUUCUCUAUGAGAGAUGAGUAGUAAGUAGUUUUUGGCAAUUAUCAACUGUAACUGAGAAAUGUACUAAUUUUUCCAGCUUUUUUUAUGAAUCAUGGGAACUGAUGUACAGUAAUACUUAUUCACUCAUUCACCAAAUAUUUCUGCCAUUACUUAAAACUUAAUGGUUUAUAACCGAAUAAACUAGUAGCUCCUCUAGUGGAGGAUGUAAGAAUGAAGAGUCCUUUGAAAAUGUCUUGGAUUUGCCAUGUACAGAGGACUGGACCUUAAGUUUUAAGUGCAAAGUUAUCCAACUCAUCCUUUAAAUUAAAAAAGUUUACCGAGGAUGAUUUUGAAAAUUUUCCUUACAGUCAAUAUAAUAAGUGUUUAAUAAUUCACAAUUUGAUUCUAACUAUUUCGUGUAGGGUGAGCAAUAAUGUUAUUAUAAUAUAUUACUUGUCUAAAUAUUAAAAAUUUUCAACUUUAGUUGACUUGACCUCAAAAUCUGUGCUAGCAUGUCUCUAAUUAUUACUUUAUUUGUGAAAUAUAUAAAUUUAUAUAAUUUCUGUUUUAAGUACUUAUAUUUAUUAAUGAGUCUUUGUUGAUUUUUAAAUUUAUAAACUUUGAUAUUUAUCUUAGUUCAUAAAUACAGUUUAUACUGCAGUUGUACUGCUUUGUUGUUUGGGUUAAAUACAAGUAUGGAAUAGUAAUUGUAUACUGGCUUUGAGUAUUUAAGAAUAGAGAAGUAUACUCAACAGUUAAGUUUGAAUCUGCCACACAAAGAUUUGUAUAUUACCUGCCAGGAAUUCACUUUAUAUGAAUUACAUGUUUGGAAAUUGUAAAUUUAAUAUACAGGGUAUUUAUUAUACUGUUUUAAACUAAUAAUAAUAAAUUGAUUUAUUAUGGUGUAACUUGAAAUUGAAUAAUAAAUGUACCAUCUGAUGCUAGUCAAAUUCCAAAACUCAUUUCCUCACAAUUAUCACAUAGCAUUACAUAAUAAACUACCUUAGUACCCUGGUCAUUGAUAACUGCUUGUAACAUUCAGCUUUUAAAGUCAAUUGCCUUAAUCGAUAUGAUGUGGCUUUAUAUUUUAUAGAAUAUUCCAUUGAAUUUUCUCAAUUUUGUAUGAAAUGUGUAUAUCAUGAAUUAUGUGACUAAUGACUGAACAUAUCAGUAUAUCUGUUUUAUCAGUCUUAUAAAUUGUACCAACAUGUGACACAGAAUUGCCAUAAAAUGCAUAAAGAUGUGGCUAAAAAUUAGAAUUUUAAAAUAUCUACUAUACAUUUUUUCAUAAAAGAGAGUUGAGAAUCUAACAAAGAUUUUAGCUUCUAUGAUUGUUAUAAAAUCACUCCUAUAGGAAUGCAGCAGUAGUUAGUAAACUACUAGAAUAUUAAUUUUACGAUUUAAUUGGAUUUAUUUUUACAUAUGUACAAUUUGUGUAUAAAAGUCAUGUAAAUAAGUGAAACCCUUAAACUAAUCUUGUACAGAUUUGAAAAGGAACAAAAAGUCUCAACAAAUCUUUAAAGUACUUUUAGAUUUUCGGAAAGAGCACUGGAAAUUACUAUUAUUCAUCGAGUCAUCGAAUCCUGCUGUUUCAAAAACAUUAGAUGGCUGAUUAGAUUUCAUCAUCAUAUUUACAUACAGGACAGUAUGCUUGAUAGUUUAUGCUAUUAUUACAACACUUUAUUUUGGUUAUUAUUUCAAUUACUGGAUAUAAGAAAGAAAUACUGACUUAUCUCUGCUGUUUAUCACUUGAUUUAUUAAUUUGUACAAAGUAUCAACAAUCUGUUUUAAGUAAAAAUUAGUUUUACCUUGAAAGUACGUCAAAAUCUUCUUAAAUAAGUAAUAUGAUUGUGAUAUAUUUAUAAUACCUUCUAAGGUUUAAUAAACUUUGCCCUAUCAAAGAAAACAUACCAGGGGGUACCCAAAAGAAAUCACAAUCAUACAAGGGGGCACCUAAAAGAAAUCUUGAAUUAUUGUUUUAAAAAUACCAUUUUUUUAUUGAAAAUACUCUUUAUUAGAUUACACUCGAUACAUUUGUCCAAUGGUCAGGAAAAAAGGCUUGUUAGGAGUAGUAACAUGCAAUUUUGUUUACCAAAAACUAAGAGUAACAGAAGGCUUUGUAUGAAGGUGCAUUGCACAAAUUUUGUAGAAACCCUUUUCAUCCCUAAAUUGUAAAAUUCACUGAACCAAGCUCCUAGUUAUCCAAUUGUAUCUGACAAUUAUUCUGUAGUCUGUUAGCACAAGUUCUUGAAUUUUUCUAUAAUUUUUGUCUGUUUGGGCAGUUGAUCAUCCAAAGGUAGGUUUGUCAUUAAUCAACAUGUUAACAAUUUUAAAACAAGGUAUUCCUAUACUAUCAUCUUUGUAAGCCACUUUCACAUCACAAAAGUUUUAACAGCACUUUACUAAGCACGAAGCAAUUUUUUCAAGCGUAUUGUUUGCUUUAACUUGUCAAUGUAAAAAUAACAAAUAACACAACAGCACUAGCUAAAGCAAUCUUUACAAACAAAACAAGCCAAGAUAUUACACAGAUGGUACCGAACUGCCAUAAUAAGCUCCACUAUGCAUACCGAGUGCGAGAAUUACAAGUGAAGCCCAGCCCUGGGAGUGUUGUUCCAGUUUAUUUGGGUUCCCCCUUGUAAGUUGUGACUUCCUUUCUAUUCUAAGAAAAUUGCUUAAUAUAUUUGGUAAUUCUAAAAUGUAAAACUAAGACAAUACUGUGUGUUAUGUGAAUGACCAAUUCCAAAGUUAUAUAGUCAAAUAUGAUUAACACAUCCACCACUACACAACUCGUAUGGCUUGUAAGUUUACCACUGUGAUUAUUUGUAUAUGUACUGUGCUGUAUAAAUAUAAUAUUGCUGUAA